AUGAGAGUUUCAAAAUAUUGGUACGAACGAGUACUUGCAGUUCCAAUGGUAUUAUCCAUACACGAUCGUGGUAAUGGUGAAGCUCUUUCAAAAUUGAAAAGUAUUACAUCCACUGGCAACACAUUCAACAUUACCGAUCUCUCCGUCUCUGGUAAAAACGAGAUACCUUCCGUCACUGAAAUCAUUCAUUUAAUCACGCAAAGUAACAAAUUUAACAAUCUCAAGGUAUUGCAACUCAGCGAUUGUGCUCUUGAAAAAAACCAUAUUUAUGAAAUUGUUUCUGGAUGUUUCAAGUCAUUGAAUGCUUUAAUUUUAUACCAUGCAGACAAAUGCAUUGAUGGAGAGUGUGCCAGUAUCAUUGCAAACAGUGUGCAUAUGAGAGAAUUACGUGACCUAAUGUUAACAACUGAAUUUGGAGACGACAGUUUGCGAGCAUUAUGUAACAGUGCACACAUCAAAAAUCUCAAUUUUUUAGAUUUAAGCGAUUCUAGCGUGAGCAAAGAGGGAGUCUUUAUUCUUGCGAAUUGUGCAUCAAUGAGUACCUUGACAGAUUUGAAUCUUGGAUAUAAUGCGUUUGGUGAAGAAGGUUCGAAAGCGAUUGCAAACAGUGCCUUUUUGAAAAACUUGAACAUUUUGAAUAUCCCUUCUUGUGAAAUUGGGAGAAGUGGAGCUCAAUUGCUGUUUAAAAGCCCUAAUUUAAAAAAUGUUACAGAGUUAUUUGCUGGACAAAAUGAAAUUGGGAAUGAAGGAGUUUUAGCUCUUUGCGAAAACGAGUUUUCGAAGAACAUUACUGAUUUAUAUUUGACAGACAAUGCCAUCACUAACCAAGGCGUCUCUUUUUUGACCAACAACAGUACAAACAUGAAUAAUCUCGUCAAACUACACCUUGACGAUAAUUUGAUUACAGCUGAAGGAGCCAAGCUCAUUGCAAUGAGCAAAACAAUGCAAAAUUUGGAGGAGCUUUCUUUGAACAACUGUGAUAUUGGGGAUGCGGGAAUGAUUGCCAUUUGUGAAAGUGAUUUUUUGAAAAAGUUGAAAGGACUACACGUAACAGACAACAAUCUUUCUCACAAAAGUGUUGUAUCGUUAACCUCUAGUACUUUUUGUAGCACGUUGGAACAACUGACACUGGAUUUUAACAAAAUUGGACAUGAAGGAGCAAGCGUGUUAUCAAUUGCAUCAUUUCCAAACCUGAUCACACUAAGUUUAACAAGGUGCAACAUUGAAAACGAUGGACUGUUCUUUAUUUCUAAUAGCCCGACUCUUAACAAGCUUACUACGUUAUCCCUUGGUCUCAACAGCAUUACAACUUUGGGCGUUCAAGCUAUCUGCAACAGUCCAUAUUUGAAAAAUUUAGACUGCCUAUCACUGUUUGGAAAUAAUAUCACCAGUGAUGAUGUCAAAUUAAUUGCAAACAAUUUGAAGCAUUUGACGUUUUUUACUGCAGACGGCUUGGCCACUCCUCAACUGAACUCAUAUUUAUCGAAAUGCUUGCCAUCUUGUGAAUUUUAUAUAUAA
This is a messenger RNA of Naegleria lovaniensis, 1518 nucleotides long. RefSeq lists its product as uncharacterized. The coding region runs from base 1 to 1518 and encodes 505 amino acids. Gene Ontology annotation, biological process: nucleocytoplasmic transport; activation of GTPase activity. Gene Ontology annotation, cellular component: perinuclear region of cytoplasm; nucleus; cytosol. The record is from RefSeq and is a predicted model, not a curated record. The transcript has a single exon. NCBI's taxonomy places the organism in Eukaryota, Heterolobosea, Eutetramitea, Acrasida, Naegleriidae. Gene Ontology annotation, molecular function: small GTPase binding; GTPase activator activity.